AUGGCCUGGGUACCACCGAUUAUCCGUCUUUGGGCAAACGGCAAGGCAUGUGAGUUACAGAGGCAUAUACGAAAACACACAGGAGAGAAGCCAUACAAGUGUGAGAUAUGUAGUGCUGCUUUCUCUCUGAAAGGUGAGUUACAGAGGCAUAUACGAAAACACACAGGAGAGAAGCCAUACAAGUGUGAGAUAUGUAGUGCUGCUUUCUCUCUGAAAGGUGAGUUACAGAGGCAUAUACGAAAACACACAGGAGAGAAGCCAUACAAGUGUGAGAUAUGUGAUUCUGCGUUCACUCACUAUACUUUACAGCGACAUAAACGAAUACACACAGGAGAGAAGCCCUACAAGUGUGAGCUGUGUGAUGCUGCUUUUUCUCAGAAAGGUAAUUUACAGACUCAUAAACAAACACACACAGGAGAAAUGCCAUACAAAUGUGACAUGUGUAGUGCUGCUUUCACUCAUACAAGUAAUUUACAGACACCUAUAAGAAUGCAUACAGGAGAGAAGCCAUACAAGUGUAUAUGUCAUGCUGCUUUCUCUCAGAAAGGCGUAUUUCAGCAACAUAUUCGAAUACACACAGGAGAGAAGCCAUACAAGUGCGAGAUAUGUGAUGCUGCUUUUUCUCAGAAAAGUAAUUUAAAGCGUCAUAAACGUAUACACACAGGAGAGAAGCCCUACAAGUGUGAUAUAUGUGAUGCUGCUUUCGGUCUGAAAUGUCACUUACAGAGACAUAUACGUAUACGCAGAGAAGAGAAGCCAUACAAGUGUGAGAUAUGUGAUGUUGUUUUCGCUUGGAAAGGUGAAUUAAAGAGGCAUAUCAGAGAACACACAGGAGAGUGGCCAUACAAGUGUGAGAUAUGUGAUGCUGCUUUCUCUCUGAAUGGUGAAUUACAGCAGCAUAUACGAAUACACACAGGAGAGAAGCCAUACAAGUGCGAGACAUGUGAUACUGCUUUCUCUCAGAAAGGUGUUUUACAGCAAAAGAGAUAA
Mya arenaria is the source of this 990-nucleotide messenger RNA. RefSeq names its product zinc finger protein 782-like. Gene Ontology annotation, molecular function: RNA polymerase II cis-regulatory region sequence-specific DNA binding; DNA-binding transcription factor activity, RNA polymerase II-specific. Gene Ontology annotation, biological process: regulation of transcription by RNA polymerase II. Lineage: Eukaryota; Metazoa; Mollusca; Bivalvia; Myida; Myidae. The record is from RefSeq and is a predicted model, not a curated record.